AAAUCGUAGAAAGGGCAAUUAUUAUAAUUAUAGGUACGACUAACAGUUCUUAGAAAGUACUUUGCGUAAACAUAAAUAUUUAAAUACUCACUAUAGAUUCGAAGGAGGAUUUAGGGUGAAUGCAAACGAGACUAAUACUUACAUACAUUUUUGCUGAUACUGAGCAAAUACAGAAGAAAUGGACAUAAUAAAGAAUCCAUAUUACAACAUUAUCAGAUAUGUUAUAAUUCUAACAGGACAAUAUCAAUAUAAUUUCAAGUGGAUAAACAUUUUGACUAAAUCUUUAUUUUUUGUUAUUAUUUUUUCAUUUAUAGUAGUUCAGAUUGCAGGAGUGAUAAAAGUUUUUGGUAACAUUGACAUGAUAUUAAUGUGUAUUCCACCAGCAUGUUACGCUUCAAUGGGUGCAACUAUUUUUAUAAAUAACAUUCUGAAAGUAAAACAAAUGAACGUUGUUUUUUGGAAAAUGCAAGAUGACUGGGAUACAUUAACAGAAAAAGAUGAAGUCGAUACUCUACACAAAUAUGGCAGAAAAUGCAAUUUUUACUCUAAGAUAUUCAGUUAUGGACUCUUUGGAAAUGUUUCAUACUACAUAAUUUCACAUUUCAGUACUCUUGUGAAUAACAUUGUAAAAAAUAGUAAUGAACCAAGACCGUUAAUUUUUCUAACCGAUUUUGGUAUAGAUCCAGAAAAAUACUUCUACUUUAUAUUAUUCCACAGUUAUAUAGCUGCCUUCGUUUGUACUGCUGUGAUUGUUAAUGGAGAUACAGUUCUUUUAAUGUUUCUUGAGCAUGCUUGUGGAAUAUUUGAAAUAAUAGGAAAUAAAUUGACUUUUAUCAUAAAUGAAAAUCCUGAAUCUGGAUAUAAUAUUAAUUUUCGAAAAAAGCUACAGCAAGAAAUAAAACUUUGUGUGACAAUGCACAGAAAAGUUCUAUUAUAUGUCAAUGAUGUCCAGUCUGCUUAUUCAACUGCUUACCUUUUUGUAUUUGGGCUCAGUAUAAUUGACUUAAGCAUCACAGGUGUCUUGGGUGUGUUAAGUAUGAAUAAUCCCGAGGAAGCUUUAAGGUUUGCAUGUUACACAAUGUGUCAAGUGUUUCACAUAUUUCUUUUAACACUACCAACUCAGCAUUUACUGGAUAACAGUCUUACUCUUUCUAGUUGCAUAUACAAUACACAAUGGUAUUAUCUAUCAACUGAAACAAAAAAACUGUUACUUAUAAUAAUGAGAAGAGGAACUAGACCUACUACAUUUAUUGUUGGCAAAAUAUUCAUACUUUCGUUUCAGUUUUUUACAAAGGUUCUUCAAACAUCAAUGUCGUACUUUACUGUAUUGAUGUCUGUGCGAGGCUGAAGUGAAAAUUUGACUGUUGUAUUAUGAGAUGAUUUUGAUAUUUGAAGUCAUUUUAAGAAAAUAGUUUAGUUAAAUAGUUACAGAUAGACAACAUGUUAGAGUUUUAAAACUAAGAAUAAUUGUUAGAGAAUGUAAUUGUAUUACAUUGCAUUGUUAUUGUUCGUUUUUCAAUCUUCAAAUUUGAGAAUAACUAAACACGUUGUAGAAAUUUUCAUUGAGUCAUAAUUAUUUU
This is a messenger RNA of Leptopilina boulardi, 1580 nucleotides long. Its product is annotated as odorant receptor 22c-like. Bases 179 to 1348 code for a protein of 389 amino acids. Gene Ontology annotation, biological process: sensory perception of smell; detection of chemical stimulus involved in sensory perception of smell. Gene Ontology annotation, cellular component: plasma membrane. Gene Ontology annotation, molecular function: odorant binding; olfactory receptor activity. The transcript is spliced from 9 exons. The record is from RefSeq and is a predicted model, not a curated record. Lineage: Eukaryota; Metazoa; Arthropoda; Insecta; Hymenoptera; Figitidae.